This is a messenger RNA of Lachancea nothofagi CBS 11611, 528 nucleotides long. NCBI's taxonomy places the organism in Eukaryota, Fungi, Ascomycota, Saccharomycetes, Saccharomycetales, Saccharomycetaceae. The record is from the annotation of a GenBank genome assembly.
AUGCACAACUUCCACCCUAAUCGCACCCUUCCCAGCUACAUCCAGCUCACCGUAACCUAUUUUCCGUGUACUCUCGAUCUUUCCCCCAUUCAAACUCCCACUCUUCCCAAAAUCACUCCAAACCUUGAAAACAUAAACUACACAACCCUGCGUUUCCACCAUGCUUUCAUUACACUCCCCCCACCUACUACACUCCCCCCUCAAAAUUACACACUCCCCCCUCCAAGUUGCACACCCUACUUAGCCGCCGAGGUCCCUCCUCCCUCGAGUCCGCCACAAAAACGUCAUUCCUUCCCCUUUCUUUUCUCCCGGCUUCCCCUUACGUCAGCACGCCGUCGCCCUCGCCGCCGCCCGCCGCUGCCGCUUCCUCUUUCCCGGCUUCCCCCGGCUUCCCCCGGCUUCCGCGGCCCCGCCGGAAGCUCGCCCAAUUUUCCCUCUCCAAAAAAAAAAAAAAAAAAAUCUCUCCCAAACAAACCUUUACACAACCCAAUCUUUUUUUUCUUUCACUUUCUCACUCUACUUCUCUAA